AUGAAUUCAUCAAUGGUUAAUGAAAUUACUACUGUAAAUUCCCAUUAUAGUAAUGACAGUAAUGUUAUUACUCGUCCAAUUAUCUUUAUUAAUUCAAGUGACCCAGUUAACCCGAAGCAAACGAUUACUCACAGUGAUAACAGUCUAAUGUUUAGACCUCCUUUUCCACCAGUACUUGAAGCCGGAGAUAUUUUUGGCAAAAAACAAAAUGGAACCAAUCCUACCAAGCCACCUAAUGCAUUCAUUCUUUAUCGUAGAGCAUUUGUAAAGUCUGCUUUAGUUAAUGGAUAUAAACUCCCAAUGACUGUUAUUUCUUCGAUGGCUUCGCAAGCCUGGGAACAAGAAUUGCCUUUUGUCAAAGAUGAAUACAAAAAGAUUGCCAAAGAGGCAAAGAAAAAUCAUGACGCGUUAUUUCCAAAAGUACCUAAACCAAGCGAGUCCAAAAGAUGGCGUGUGUAUCCAAUUAAGCCAAAAAAUAUCUCUACACCAGAAAAAACCACACCUUUGACCGCAAAUAAAGAAUCGCUAAUUAAUUCUGAGCCAUCUACACCUUCUACACUACAAAUUGUUAAUGAAAAUGACGUAACUUCUAAUGAAUGGGAGCAGCUUUUCAACUUUUAUGUUGAUUUGAACAAUGAAAAGAACGACGAGCAAAAUGUUUUUAUUUGGGAAGAUUUCCUCGAGAAUUACGACAACAGCAAUCAAAUGGAUUAUAUGCCUGAACUUUCGACUGGAAAUCAACGCGAUACGUUCUUAAAUAUUGAAAAUAGCGCUCAAAAUUUUGAUAUAGAGCCAGAAAUGGCUUUCGUUCAUUUCGAACAAAAUCAAAUAAGCGAAUCUCUGAAUUCAUUUGAUUCGCUAAUUGAAUCUUAUCAAGAA
Ambispora gerdemannii is the source of this 879-nucleotide messenger RNA. NCBI's taxonomy places the organism in Eukaryota, Fungi, Glomeromycota, Glomeromycetes, Archaeosporales, Ambisporaceae. The record is from the annotation of a GenBank genome assembly.